This is a messenger RNA of Daphnia carinata, 1464 nucleotides long. RefSeq names its product obscurin-like. The coding region runs from base 527 to 823 and encodes 98 amino acids. Gene Ontology annotation, molecular function: calmodulin binding. Lineage: Eukaryota; Metazoa; Arthropoda; Branchiopoda; Diplostraca; Daphniidae. The record is from RefSeq and is a predicted model, not a curated record. The transcript is spliced from 4 exons.
CAGAUCGGUUCUUCCGUCUUCAUCGCCGUUCUUUCCAACGACGUAUCACAAUCUCACACUUUCAUCCUAUAAUCAACCUUCUUAUCUAUCUUAAAGCAUUAUUCCUUGCUUUAUUUUAUUUAUUAUCGUCUUAAUUUGCGUGCCGCACCAGUGCUUCCGUGUUUGUGCUCUACUGCUCUGCCGGAAUCUAGCCCGUUAGGCGGCGAAAAAAGCGAGCGAAGAUUCAGCUGGUGGCCAUUGUUCCCUAGCUGAAGAAGAAGACGCUGCUGUCAAGAUCCAGGCAUUUUACAGGGGCUAUCAAACCCGUCGUGAUUUAGCCGAUAAGAAAGAAAGGGAACUCUACGGUCCGGGUGGGAAACCGGGCAAGAAGAAAAAAGGAACGUAUCCGAAGCCUCUUGCACCUCAACCGCCUCAGCAGCAACAGCAACAGCCACCUCAGACACAUCCAGCAGCUGUAGAUUUAGCGCAGCACCAAACGGCAGCUUUGACGUAAAGUAUAUCAAACAUCUCCAACGACAAAAACGAAAUGGAUUUGGACGCAAUGGAUCCCGCUGAACUCGAGCAAGAUUUGGACUUGAUGAACGCAGCCACCAAGAUUCAGGCCUCGUUCCGAGGACACAUGGCCCGGAAACAAGCAGAGAAGCAGAGCAAGAAUGACAGCGAGAUUACCAAAGAAAUGGAGAAACUUCAAUCCAAGAGUCCAGUGCCGAAUGAAGAGGAGCUGGACGUGGAUUUGAGUGAUCCAUCGCUGAACCACGCCGCCACCAAAAUCCAAGCAUCUUUCCGCGGCCAUAUGACGCGGAAGACUCUCGUCAAAGACUAAAAAAAAAGAAACCAAGUCAUUAAAAAAAAGGAGUAUACGAAAUAGUUAAAACGAAAGGGAACCUACAAAAGAGAAACAUUAAUCAAUUAACUUUUAAUUUGGCAUCAAACAUACGACGACCAUUUACAAUUUUUUGAAACCAACAAGAAAACUGAUGAUUAAAGAAAAAAAUUGACACGUUACAAGAAAAGCAAUUUAGAGAAAAGCACACGAUUCACGAGGAGGGUAAAAGAGACAAGUCAACGUUCACCGUGUCCAAUUACAAAUCAUCGAGUUCCCUUUUUUUAAAUCUUCCUUUCGAAAAUAACUAAAUGAAAAAAAAAUCAUGUUUUUGUUUCUUAUUUAAACUCAUGUUAUUCGCAGUCUUUCUAACUCUUUCCCUAUAUAUCCAUCUCGUCUCUUAUAAUUCUAAAAAUUCUUGUAGUUAUGUUAUGUUCAUCUCCUUUCGCUGCUGAAUGCACCAGAAUUUUUCUAGUUUAACUGUGCGGGCCUAUAUAUACGUUUGUUUCUUAGGUACUGCCUGUAUGAAAUCUCUGUUUUUCCAAUAAUCAUCCCUUGAAGAUUCUUUUGUUUGCCCUGCGCCAUCACAUUCAACUCUGUAAGUCAUUUAUAUACACAAUUAUACUGGUGAAUCCCUUCAA